AUGCGUAAGCGCCUUCAGGAGGUGCCGGAGCAACUGGACAGCCCUGUCAAGCGAUGUCGCCCAAGCGAGGGCGAAGAUGCCUUUUGGGAUGAUGUUGGCAAGCCGGAUGGUUCCCCAAGCGAGCCUGUGCUCCCUGACGAUCUUUUUACCCAGAACAGCAGAGGUGACCUGCUCCUCAAGAACACCGCCUGGUCUGGACUGCUUGGAAGAAAGACCGGACCGAUUCUGAAGAUUACUGGCGCUUCACAGUUAUCACUGAAGGACAACCGUUUGCUCAUUGGUGGCGGCCCCGUUGUUCAAGAGGCAGUCAAAAUGUAUGCUGACAUUGUGAUCCGUGCCGAGGUGCCGGCAAGAUACAACAGUUGUGAAGUGGUUCGACUUUACGUGUCUGAAGACUUUGCCUGCUCUUUCUGUGCAAAAGAAGCGGAUAUUGAGCGAUCCGAGGGCGUUCUGAUCCUGACUGAGCGUGGAGUCCAGCAGACAGAACUGACAGAACUCCAGGUGGGAGAUGUGAUUGAAGUCCAGGGCCAGCACGGUCAUUGGAGAAUGGCAACCGUAUUAAAGGUUCCUGCGUCACAGUGUGCCGUUAUACGACAUAGCUCGGACCUUCACGAAGAGACGGUUCCACUGCGCCGACUACGCAGGGCCAGAUCCAUCGCAAUAUUUGGCAAAGCUCCACAGCGCUUGGCUGCUGCACUGCGCAUUGCGGCCUCGUUCGAAGACAUGUCUGCCGGAGCACUCGCAUCUCUUCAGGAAAACCCUUUCUUGCAAGGCAGGCUGGUGGGAGUCAUCUCCGAAAAGUUGGCAGUGCGACCGGACGUCAUGUGGCGACUGAACAAGAGCCCAUACCUCGCCAGCAUCAAAAAUGCAACAGGAUGCAGCAUUAUGUUCUUUAGCGGACCUUCGGUGGAGAACGCAGCUUCCAAGAGCAAGUCGGUCCCGCAUGUUCUUGUGGCUGGUACUCUGGAGGAGCGUUGGAAAGGUCUCCAGAUCGUGAAGACAAUCGCGACUGGCAUGCACGAAAGGAGGCAUCCAGCCUUGCCACGCUCAUUGUUUGGAGACUCCCGAACUGUCAGAAUCCCGAAAGACAUGCUAUCAGUAGUGGUGGGCAAGAACAUGAGUGCGAUGAUGGGGACGAUGCGAUCCACAACAACCGUCAUUCUGCCUCUCAAGGAAAGCAAGAACGACAAAGGCAUAGAAUUACUGGACACGCUGAUGUUAGAAGAGGGCGCUGAAGGAAGCAGCUGUGAAAUUGCAAUCUUGGGCGAACCUCUUUGCAGAGCGAUUGCAGAACUGAAAGUACGAGCCUUGAUUGAGAAGCACCAUCCGGGAUACGCUGAACAGGAGGACUCGAGCUUCUCGGAGAUGGACGCUGGUCUCGGUGUCGAGCAGCUGCUGCUCGAAACAGAGCUAGAGCAGAUGGAAGAGAGCAUGCAGAUCGGAAAACAGCUUGCCGGAGCUUCCGGCUGCUGUGUUGAGAUUGCAGCCAGCCGCGCCUUCUUCGCGGGUAAUAAGAAACACCGCGACCGAUGCAGGGAGUACCUCGCCUGGGUCAAUUCUUCUUUGCACUCUCAUAUCAGUGGCCUGACCAAGAGAAGCGACGUGAUGCUCCGGUCGAAGGUGCCAUCUGCUGUUGCAGAGUUGCCAUGGCUGCAACGGAAGCUGGCAAAGCUCGCUGUGGAUUGCAGUGCAUUGGCAUUUUUUGACAUGGAGAAUGAAGAGAGAGGUAGUGACACAAGGCGUUUGAUAUUCGUUGGAUGUGCUUUGGCGGAGCGUCCCAGACUAGUAACGACACUUCGUGCAGAAGCGAACACCUUCAUCGACAAGGCGAAGUUUUACAAGGACAAGGAUUGGUCGUUGGAAGAAUGCAAUGAGGCAGAGCAAACAGAGAGGCUUGCGAGGAAAGAAGAAAGCAAGAUGUUGUUCGAGCGCAUGACCGAGGAUCGUGGUAAGGGCGAACAAGGCAAAGGACAAGGCGGCAAAGCAAAGGGACCAGAAGGAGCAGGCAAAGGCAAGGCUUCCAUGCAAGACAAGGAGGGGUACGCGGAAGCCAGCGACAAAAAGGAGCAGGAUGGCAUUGAGGGGACAUCAGAAGACCCCGGUCGACAGAAGGGCCGAGUCAAAGGCAAGGGCAGAGGCAAGGGGAGCGGCAAGGCCGACGGCAAGGGCCACAACAAAGGUAAGAUUAUCUUUGUCGCUGGGGAGCGGCCAAGCGACGAGACUGAGUCGCGGAUUGACACAGGACUCACUGCCACUCACAUCGUCGAAGAAGAUGCCGCAAUGCCAGCCAGAGUUGCUGAGGCACAGCCAUGCACUCCGGCAUUCAACAGCAGCAAUUCUACGGCGACCGGGCGAGUUGAUACAGUCGAUACUGCGGGUUCAGCCGCAUCUGCACGGCAAUUUACUUCUGGCUUGCAGAGACCACGUGGAGCACCACCCCCUGCCAGCGCUGCUGUGGCAACUUCUGGGAAUUUGCAGAGCUCCCUCGCGGCUUUCGCUCCUGCACCCCCAAAAACCCCGGCAGUGGCCAGUGCAGCCAGAACUGAUUCCAUCGCACCUCCCCGAACCCCGGCUCCAGGGUCGGCACACGAGCCUGUAGCCCCACCUAGAACACCAGCGCCCUCGGCCCAGGCAGCGUCCGUCGCCCCGCCUCGAACGCCGGCAUUGCCUCAGCUCUUUGCACGUGACGGAUUCGUCGCCCCUCCUGCAACCCCAGCGAUGUCGAUUGCGCCCCCGAGAACACCAGGCCUCCCUCGAGAUUCAAUUCCUCCCCCAACCACACCUGCACCAGGCGUGGCUAGGGCGAAUAUGGGGAGGUCAUUGCUCGCGGAGCCAGGUGUGGCUCCGCCGAGAACACCUGCACUGCCCGUUGGCCACGCACGCGCCGAGAGUGUGGCUCCACCGAAAACGCCUGCAGUUCCUAGUCCUUAUGCCCGUGUGGAGGCCGUAGCGUUGCCAAAAACGCCGGCGUUGCCAGCUUCUGCUGUGGCUCCUCCGAAGACACCAGCUGUGCCGGGACCCCAUGUCCAUUCAGUUUCUGUCACUCCGAAAACACCGGCGGUUGCUGCGGUCAUCCCGGGACCGCAGACUCCAGGCCCAUGUCGAGCAGCCGCCUCCCCAGCGGUACAUACAGCAGUCCAUGCACCGCUACGGCCGCAUACCCCGGCCAGUCCUGCAUUGGCUGCAGACAGCCGCACGUUGCGCUCAGCUGCUGGUUUCGCCAAGCCGACGCCGAAGACAUCGCCUACUGCGCCACCAUCCUCGGAGCCAGACCUGAGUUGGACUGUCGAUAUUGUUCCCAAAACGCCAGCGCGCAUUGCGUCCGGGACCAUGGUGCCCAAGACACCAGCAGCAAUAAGCAGAAGCAGAGAUUCUGUUGCAAGUGCUCCUGCGCCUGCACCGCAAACACCUGCGGCCUUGAAGGCAAUGUCGGACAGGCUUGCCCAACCCAAAACACCAGCAGCACUGGCUCGAAAUUCAAGAGCCUCCAAGCCCGCGCCACAAACGCCAGCUGAAUUGACGAAACGGAAGGCUGAAGCCAUUUCAGACAAUCCUCCGGUUCCGAAAACACCGGUCGCCAUGAAAACGAGGCCAAACUCUCCACCUGUGCAGGCGGACCUCGAGCCUUUACCGCUGAGGUUUGCGCCGAGGCGCGGCUCGUCAUUCAAAAAACAUACAUACGAACAGAUAUAUAGAUUGAUAGGUCUCAUGAUUUUCAUAUUCUUGAAUACCUCUACUGAAACUACUUUUUCGUUUUAA
Messenger RNA from Symbiodinium sp. CCMP2456, 3759 nucleotides. The record is from the annotation of a GenBank genome assembly. NCBI's taxonomy places the organism in Eukaryota, Dinophyceae, Suessiales, Symbiodiniaceae.